Sesamum indicum (sesame) is the source of this 1402-nucleotide messenger RNA. RefSeq names its product cobalt ion transmembrane transporter (gene ABCI12). The record is from RefSeq and is a predicted model, not a curated record. Gene Ontology annotation, cellular component: chloroplast. Lineage: Eukaryota; Viridiplantae; Streptophyta; Magnoliopsida; Lamiales; Pedaliaceae.
UCCCAAAAUAAAUGUAAACAAGAGAUAAAGAAAACAAGAGACCGUCAGGCUUCAGCUUCGUUCCUCGGCCCGUAUCAGGCACCGCCGGUCCACCACCACCACCACCGCCACCGCCACCUACCCACCCAAUGUACCCGAAGCUCCUCAGCGGGCACCCAAAAUUGCUUCUUGUAUUUCCAUCUCUAUCUUCACUCCACUCCCUUAGAAAUUAUCCAGAAAUCUUGAGCCAGAGAUUACAAUACCGUCACUCGACAAAAUUCAAACCUCAAAUUAAGUGUAUAACAAACAGCAGUAAUGGAGUUGGAGGUACUAAUAACUGGGAAAAAUGGAUGCCCAGAAAUCUUUUUGCUGCUGAGAAAGUAUUUGGAGCGAUAUCUGGGGCAACAUCCAGUCCCAUUGCUCAGUACAUAUCUUCUCCCACCACUUUCUUGCACUGUGUCGACCCCAGAAUCAAGAUGGCAUGGCUGCUUGCUUUGGUAAUUUUACCAGCAAAAUCGAACAUGGCGAUGCGUCUGGGAGUAGUAAUCUGUCUAGCCUUAUUGUCUAUAUGGAUUCAGCCGACUGAGGUGUGGAAGGAUCAAUUGGGAAGAGUGACUUUGCUAUGUGGUAUCUUGUUUGUUUUGUUGGGGUUGAGUACUGAUAGUGCGCCUUCCCUUUUAUGUUCAAGAAGCCCGCCAUCUUCAGUGACUGGACUACCAACCCUUCCUGCAUCUCUUGAAGGUUAUAAGUACGUAAUAAUGAAGUUAGGGCCGUUACAACUCACCAGAAAAGGCUUAUCGGCUGCCAGUACAGCAGCAUGUUUAACUUUUACAAUCUUCCAAAGUGCUAGCCUUUGCCUAACAACCACAACCUCAGAGCAGCUCGCGUUUGCUUUGCAAUGGUAUAUUCUCCCUUUGGCAAAUCUUGGUGUUCCAGUGGCAGAAAUCAUCCUAACUCUCCUCCUGUCAUUAAGAUUUAUCAAUCUGGUGUUUGACGAGGUUCGUAAUGUAGCCCUGGGAAUUGUAUCACGUAGGAUACAAUGGCAGCAGUUGACGACCCUAGAGACCAUUGAUGUUUUCUUCACAUAUAUUCGUCGGAUCUUCAAAAAUAUAUAUAGCCAUGCAGCACAAAUAAGCCAGGCGAUGAUUGUUAGAGGUUUUCGAGGCGACUGUCGUUCGCACCAGGUUUUGUUAUCGGCAGGCUCAUCAAGGAAGAUAGCAAAUAUUGUUUCUUUCUCUUGCCUUGUUGGCCUCAUAUGUGCUACCACUUUUUCCAGAUACCUCUACCUUUGAUCACUUUCCUGCCUAUUCUUGCCCAGAAAAACCUGUCUUAAAUUGUUCUGAUCUAUUAAGGUGCCAUUUACUCUGUUGUAUGAUUGAAUUAUUUCAGAGUAAUUUAAUAAAAUUUAUCAAGUCCUCACUUC